GAAAAAUGAAGAAAGAAAGAAUCUGAGCUGGAAUCAGCACUUGCUCUUCUCCUUCCUUCCUCCUGCUUAUUCUUCUUCUUUCUGCUACUGCCGACCUUUUCACACUCUACUCUCUCUCUCUUAUCUGAUCUGAGAGUCUGAAAACACCCACCAUCCGCCAUUGAAAUAGCUUGAUUUUCUCUCUCACACACUCACACGCACACAAUGCCCGUACGGAUCACCUUCUUCCUCAUCUCCUUAUUCACAUGGACAGCCAGGGUCAUUGCGGCACAGAACCACCGACGAAUUCUUCAUCAGCCAUUUUUUCCGCAAGAUUCGAUCCCACCAUCUCAACCACCACCACCACCGUCUUCAUCCACACCUUCAGAUUCCUCCCCUUUCUUCCCCAACAUACAAUAUCCUCCUCCUCCGCCUUCACCGCCGUCGCCAGCCUCCUUCACAUCCUUUCCCGCUAACAUCUCAUCCCUUAUCCUUCCACAAUCGACCAAAUCUAAGCCAGUCUCAUCCACGCUCGUCGGUGUUGCCGUCGCACUCGCUCUCUCUGCUGUCAUCAUCAUCGUCAUUUCUCUCUUUCUCUACCUCCGUCGUCGCCGGAGGAGGCGAGAUGGAUUCAACGAUUCGAAGACUUCUCGGUCUGAAACUAGCAGCCGAUGUUAUUAUGUUAAUGCAACUGCUUCCGGCAACGGAAACGGUAACGUCAUUCCAAAGCCGAGGGUUUCGCCUCAUAAUAGCUCGGAGUUUCUGUAUCUUGGUACUCUUGUUAAUUCUCACGGCGGCGGCGGUGGUGGUGGUGGUGGAAUACGCGGCAGUGAAACGAACUUGAGGAAAUUAGAUUCCCCGGAGCUCCGACCUUUGCCGCCAUUAGGUGGGCAGGGAUUUAGGAAAGAUCAUGUGAAUACAGAGUUAGAUGAAGAAGAUGAAGAGUUCUACUCUCCUAGAGGAUCUCUAGGUGCGCGAGAAAGCUCGAUAGGUACUGGAUCGGCGUCGAGGAGAGCCUUCGCCGCUGUUAUGGUCGAGAAUCUCACCGGACGGAGCUGUGAAUCUAACUCUUCUUACUCGUCUUCUUCUUCAUCUUCUGAUUCGCCACUUAGGUCAGUUUCACUGAGCAUUUCUCCUCCGAUAAGUUUAAGUCCGAAAAGUAUGAGACCGAAAUCGCCGGAAUUAGCGGCGAUGCAGAAUGCUCCGGCACCACAGCCAGAGGAACCAGUUAUGAAUCAGUUUUCUGAUUUGCAGAGUUCUCCAUCACACUCACCGUCACCCCCUUCUUCAACCUCGCCGGAAAGAGCUUCUGAAAGAAGCCUACUUUCCUCUCGUAGAAUAUCAAAUGUAUCAAACCAAGAUGUGAAUUCUCCUGUGAGAACUGGUAGUACAUUCUCGAUCCCUCUACGCGGAAAUUCUAGGUCACCAUCUCUGUCACCAGAAAGAUCAGAGAUAAUAGCCCAAGAUUCAUCUCCUAGCUUAUCAAUGGAAAGCUCUGUGGCUACUCAAAUCAAUCACAAUCCAUGUUCUCCGUCUCCUUCACUUUACUCUCUAUCCUCGCCAGAAAGACCUUUUCAGGUGAUCCAUGAUCCAUAUAUGGAAUCUCGAUCAAGACCAAGCAGCAAAGCUUCAAGCCAAUUAAGCAGUAAGAGGAAUUCUCGGUCCCCUUCAAUCUGUUCAUCUCUUUCCUCGCCGCAAAAUGGAGAUCUCGAGUCUUACAAUAGGAGUUCUCCAGCUCCAUUUAGCGCGUCUCCUCUCUCUUCCCCAGAACCUCUUAAGAAGCUCCCAGAUUCAUCACCGACAAAAAUGAGCCUAGCCAUUCCUCCACCACCUCCUCCAUACCCUGCUCUAGCAUACCCUGCUCCAGCAUACCCGCCCCCACCACCCCCACCACCACUUCCACUUCCAAAACAGUACGAAAGUCCAGUUUCUGCUAAACCAACUUUCAACCACCCACCACCUCUAGUCACUACACCUUCAAGACCCAUUUCAAACUUCAGUCCGUCAUCCAUAUCUCCACUUGAGCUGCCUCCAAGUUCAGAAACUACUACAGAUCAGAAAAACGAAGAAACCCCAAAACCAAAGUUGAAGCCGUUGCACUGGGAUAAAGUGAGAGCAAGUUCUGAUCGUGAGAUGGUGUGGGAUCAGCUGAAAUCAAGUUCCUUUAAAUUAAACGAAGAGAUGAUUGAAACGUUGUUCGUGGUAAAGACACCUAAUUCGAAUGGAAAGGAGGUUUCUCCCAGGCCAAUGCUGCCUCAACCAAACCAAGAGAAUAGGGUUUUAGAUCCAAAGAAGGCUCAGAACAUUGCCAUCUCACUCAGGGCACUUAAUGUCACCAUUGAGGAAGUUUGUGAUGCUAUUUCAGAAGGAAAUGCUGAUACACUGGGAACGGAGCUUCUGGAGUGCCUGUUAAAGAUGGCUCCAACAAAGGAGGAAGAGCGUAAGCUGAUGGAAUACCGCGAUGACUCGCCCGUGAAACUUGGCCCAGCCGAGAAAUUUCUAAAAGCCCUUAUUGAGAUACCCUUUGCAUUCAAGAGGAUGGACGCCAUGCUUUACGUAGCCAACUUCGAAUCCGAGGUCGAGUACCUUAAGAAGUCCUUCGAAACUCUAGAGGCAUCAUGUGAAGAACUGAGAACCGGAAGAAUGUUCUUGAAACUUCUAGAAGCCGUGCUGAAAACAGGCAAUCGAAUGAACGUGGGUACAAACCGGGGGGAUGCGCGUGCUUUCAAGCUAGACACACUCCUCAAGCUUGUAGACGUCAAAGGAGCGGAUGGGAAAACAACUCUCUUGCAUUUUGUCGUUCAAGAGAUAGUUAGAACCGAAGGUGCCCGUCUAUCCAUUGGAACUCCGCAUCCGAUCGACGAAAACAAAUGCAGGAAGCUUGGACUGCAAGUAGUUUCGGGUAUAAGCACUGAGCUAAAGAACGUGAAGAAAGCUGCUACCAUGGACUCAGACGUUAUGAGCGGAGAUGUAGCUAAAUUGACUAAAGGAAUUGCAAACAUUGUAGAGAUUGUACGUUUGAACGAAUCAUCAGGCUGUUGUCGGGGCUUCUCUGUAUCAAUGAGUCGGUUCAUGAAGAUGGCGGAGGAAGAGAUGAUAAAGAUUCAAGCACAGGAGAGCGUCGCCCUGUCGCUAGUGAAGGAGAUAACAGAGUACUUUCAUGGUAAUUCGGCCAAGGAAGAAGCUCAUCCUUUUAGAAUCUUCAUGGUGGUAAGAGAUUUCUUGUCUAUUCUUGACCGAGUUUGUAAGGAAGUGGGAACCAUCAAUGAAAAUGAAAGGAUAAACGAAAGAACCAUGAUCAGCUCGGCUCACAAGUUUCCAAUCCCGGUUAACCCAAUGAUGCCGCCAGCCAUAAAUAUCCCUGUUGGAAAUCAAGAAUCACAAUAAUUUCUUGACAAGUGAAGAAGACAUGGGUAUUGAUUUUGUUAGUAUUUAUUUGACUGAGCCAGUAAAAUAAAAUUUGUAUCUUUUUAUUUUUAUUUUUCCUGUGUAUAGGUAUGCAACAAUAUAGUCUUAUAUAGAUAGAUAGAUAUUUAUGAGAAUUAUUAAUUAUUAUUUAUAUAGUCCCUUAUACAUUAAAUAUGUGCCUGACCUAUCUAGAUUAAUGUAGACUUCAUUGCUGUCGGGUUUACAUUGAACUCUGAAAACUAAUGCAUUAAUGAAUGUAAGCAGCUAACGUCUUAGUCUA
Impatiens glandulifera is the source of this 3667-nucleotide messenger RNA. RefSeq names its product formin-like protein 1. The coding region runs from base 205 to 3366 and encodes 1053 amino acids. Gene Ontology annotation, molecular function: actin filament binding. Gene Ontology annotation, biological process: actin cytoskeleton organization; actin nucleation. The transcript is spliced from 4 exons. NCBI's taxonomy places the organism in Eukaryota, Viridiplantae, Streptophyta, Magnoliopsida, Ericales, Balsaminaceae. The record is from RefSeq and is a predicted model, not a curated record.